This is a messenger RNA of Aspergillus pseudonomiae, 1731 nucleotides long. RefSeq lists its product as uncharacterized. The record is from RefSeq and is a predicted model, not a curated record. Bases 1 to 1731 code for a protein of 576 amino acids. The transcript has 2 exons. NCBI's taxonomy places the organism in Eukaryota, Fungi, Ascomycota, Eurotiomycetes, Eurotiales, Aspergillaceae.
AUGAUAGAUAGCCCAGGCUUCUCCUUGAUCCGUCGGCGCUCUUUACUCACGCGCCCCGGAAUCGCCACGAGACGAUCAGUAAGAGGUGUGGCUCAACAAUGUCCAUCACCAAUCGGACAAGAGCUAGCGUCUUCGCCCAGCUGUACAGACGAGCCGCCUCAGCUAUUCCAGUGGCCACUAAUAGAUUGCGAAGAUCCUGUUUUGCAACAUACUAAUCCGCUUGCUGAGGUUCGCCCGCCAACGCCUGGUGACUUCGGAUACACCCAUUUAGGAGCUCUUAAGCUGGGGUCUUUGCGGGUAGUGAACGGCUCAGCUUCCCCCUGCUCCAGCGACCGAAGCCGACUCAGGCCAAGCAGCCCAACUGAGGAGACUAGCACCGUACAUACAACAGAGCUACGUUGUAGCAGAGAUUAUUUGACUCAAAAUGAUCCAGCCAGUAUGGCUACAUCAAGUUCUUCGGACAUGGGUGACCGUCAAAGCAGACCUGAAGGAAUCUGGGGCCCUGUGGCCGCCCCAGUGUCGGAGUACACCAGUGACGAUGGCCCUAACAGCGAGCAUGUGCCGAGUCUCUUCAGAAGUAAGCCGUCUACGUCUACCGUACAGAUACCACAAUUCCCCGACGCCACGAGAUACGAUGACUUUCCGGCCAGUCCAUUUUCUUUUGAGAAAUCUCCGAUUAUCGCAACAUCCCAUAAGUCCUAUGCUAAGGAAGUGGAAGACGAAGCUAUAUAUGUAUCUGAUGAUGAAAACCCCUUGAACUUCAUGAGAGACACUUCUCAAGAAGUUUCCCGCCCGAGAAGGAUAUCGCAUUCGUACAGAAAAGUAGAUAGCGGCUACAGCUCUGCUGCAUCAGUCCGCUCUCUACAAGACAACCGCACUAGGGCUUCUCUUGAUUCCCAGGAAUCAACACAACGGCCUUCGGGCUAUCGCAGGUUUACGCUCGGGGGCAGCAAAGGCACUGAGUUGUGCAAUGUAGAGAAUCACUUGGAGCUGAGCCAGCAGCUUCCUAUAAACCACCAUCUAAAUCUCCAAGGUCCUAGAAUGAGUCCUAGUGGGGUAACCCGUGGUUGGUCAACAGACAGGGCAACAAUGUGCCAUGAGGCGCCACAGAUAUCAGCCAGUGGACGCCUGAGAAGCUUCUCCCUUACUUCGCCACAACACCCUGGUCACACAAUAUCCCUUUCUCGGUACUGCACACAGCUACGCCGCUCGGAAGAUUCCUCUAGUGGGACCUCGCUUCCUCCGAAGCAUAUACCAGAUACAGCCGCGAUCCAAGCGGCUGAUGAUACUAUAUCAGACGUACAGAUCUAUGAAAGUUUCGCAAAUCAUUAUUCAAGACUCAGCUAUGACCGUGACACAGGGCUGGAGAAUUCAAAUCAAAGGAAAAUUGACGCUGGUAUUAACAGCGACCAGUCUUACAUUUUCAACUCAUGUCGGCCAAAGUUGGAGAAAAGCAUUGUCAAGAAAACUUUGAGUGUAGCGUAUGGGCAAAACCCACAAGCUAUAGCGGCCAAUGCAAAUGUUCGGCACCUAGAAUCAGAGAUUGAGGCACUUGUGGCACCCACAUCACAGUACCCAGGAAGGGCUGUGGAUGUAGGGUACAUGUAUACGGAAUCCCUGAGAGGUAGAGCAAGAAGUCGAACUCUGGAUAUUGAACGACGCAUGUCGGCAAAACAGCAAAACCAACAAAAUAUGUUAAAAGUAGGUCAAAUCUUCAUUAAACAGUCAUAA